Molecule: messenger RNA, 1428 nt
Organism: Phymastichus coffea
Lineage: Eukaryota; Metazoa; Arthropoda; Insecta; Hymenoptera; Eulophidae
Product: 28 kDa heat- and acid-stable phosphoprotein-like
Exons: 5
Coding region: 381-971 (196 amino acids)
Cellular component (GO): cytosol
Molecular function (GO): RNA binding
Source: RefSeq, a predicted model, not a curated record
AGAACAAGUCACAUCGUCUUGAUACUUGUUACCUUGAUUUUCGUCUGUUACAUUUAUCCACUUACCAUUGUGACGUUGACGCUUGCAUCUAUAAUCGUCGGUAUAGUUAAUGGUAGCAAUUGACAGCUCCCUCUAUAUCGUGCUACUACAUAACUACAGUACGACGUACAGCGUACCUAACAAACAUCGCGUGAACAUAACCUACGUAUAGUGAAACGCUGCGGACGGUGGAUCAUCUCAUCACGCGCGAGGAUAAAAAACUUUCAACGUUAUUCAUUUGGAUUUGUGCGCCGUGACGGUUUCCGCUACACUAUCCAUAAAUUCAUCUCAUCUUCGUUAUCCUCUUCAACAGUGGAAAAAAUUGUUUAUAAAAGCCGACAAUGCCGCGAGGAAAAUUUGUAAAUCACAAAGGUCGCAACCGACAUUUCACUAAUCCAGAGGAAUUAGAAGAACAACGCCGUCAGGAAGAAGAGAAGAGAAAAUGGAGGAAAAACAAAGAUGAAGAUUCAUCAACCGAGGAGGAAGAAGAAGUUGCAAAGCCUUCUGGAAGCAAGAAAGAUAAUUCUGAAUCAGGCAGUGACGACAGUGAGUCUGAAUCGGAGUCUGAAGAUGAAGGAAGGUCUAAGAACAAAGGUGUAGAAAGUUUAAUUGAAAUAGAGAAUCCCAACAGAGUACAAAGGAAAGCAAAAAAGUUGUCUCAGCUUAAUGAAGUACUUGCCAAUGCUAAGCCAGAAUUGUCUCGAAGAGAAAGAGAACAACUAGAAAAACAAAAGGCAGCUGCAAAUUAUCAAAAGUUGCAUGCAGCUGGUAAGACGGACGAGGCACGAGCGGACCUAGCUAGGCUAGCCAUAAUAAAGCAGCAACGUGAAGAGGCGGCUAAGAAGCGAGAACAAGAAAGGAAGGCGAAGGAACUGGCGACGCAGAAACAGAAGGAGAUGAGGCUGAAGGCGCUACACGCUAGACGAGCUUAAAAUUGCGCAUCAAUUCUACACUUUUACGCUUUACCACCUUUGAAGAUGAUGAUUUUUAAACUGUGAACGGAUAAUUUUCAUUGAAAAAUACAUCGUUUUUUCCAUUACACACUGAGAAGAAAAAAGGUAAAUACGCGAAUAUGCAUGCGAAGUAUUAUUUUCAAUGAAAAUUUCUGUCAUCCUUAAAACUAUAUGUAGCUGAAACUUUAUACCGAACUUUUUGAAAGAAAAAUGUAUUGAGAUACAUAAAAACAUGGGUUAUAUGUAUAUUUUACUUAUUCUGAUUAUAACAGAAAGCGUGUUAACUAAACCGCACGCUAGACACUUUUAUUGUUGCUUCUAUCUGCAGUUGUGAAUAACAAAAUUUUUCUUCAGAAAUAUAUAAGAAUAACAAUUAUUGAUAAACUUGAAAGUAAAUACAUGGCUAGUGAUUUCUGACAAGACAAUGUACAUCAAU